AUGGAUGAAGAGCUUUAUCCAGCUGAUUCAACUGAUAAUUACUCAUAUGAAUACUCCAUUGAAAGCAACAUCUGUGAAAUGGGUGAUUAUUUCAUACUUUACACCCAUCUCACUACUGUCCUCUACCCUCUGGUGUUUUUGCUCAGCCUGCUAGGAAAUACUUUAGUGUUAUGGAUCCUAUUCAAAUAUGAAAACCUUACAUCUUUAACCAACAUCUUCAUCAUGAAUCUCUGUGUCUCUGAUUUAGUCUUCUCCUGUAUGCUGCCUUUCUGGGUAGUGGACCAGUCCUUCGGAUGGAUUUUUGGUGAGUUCCUCUGCAAAGCGGUGAAUGCCAUUUUCUCCACUGGCUACUAUAGUGGAGUUUUCUUUUUGACUCUCAUGACUAUCCUGCGGUACUUGUUUGUAGUGAACCCCCUUUCAAAUUUGAGAUCCCAGACACAGUGCUAUGGUUUUCUGGUGAGCUUGAUUGUUUGGACUGUUAGCAUAUUAAUUGUGGUUCCAGAGGUGAUUCACACCACAGUUGAAGAAGGAUUGGAAGAGGGCUGGAAAUGCGAUACUGACUGGAAAUGGAAAAAAGUGGACAUUUAUCUGAGAAAUGUACUCUUCCUGCUUUCCUUUGGAGUCAUUGUAUUCUGUUACUUCAAGAUACUCAUAAUCCUGCUCAGAGCAAGAUCUCGCAGAAAGCACAGAACUGUGAAACUCAUCCUCAUUAUUGUGGUGGCUUUUUUCCUGUGCUGGGCACCUUACAACAUCCUCAGCUUUCUAAUUACUUUUCCAUCACCUACCUGUCAGUAUCAAAAAGACUCCCACCUUGCCUUUUAUAUCAGCCGUAUAAUUGCUUUCUCCCACUGCUGCCUCAACCCUGUGCUCUAUAUAUUUAUCGGAGUCAAGUUCAAGAGGCAUUUGGCACAUAUAUGCAGUCAUUGUGUACCCUGCAGCAACGGUCAAGUCUCCAGCCCCAGGAUCUGCUCUGCAGGCAGAUUCCAGUAUGAAGGUGCAUCCUUCUACUGA
Messenger RNA from Acanthisitta chloris (rifleman), 1011 nucleotides. It is a transcript of the gene XCR1, whose product is annotated as chemokine (C motif) receptor 1. The record is from RefSeq and is a predicted model, not a curated record. Gene Ontology annotation, biological process: chemotaxis; G protein-coupled receptor signaling pathway; immune response. Gene Ontology annotation, cellular component: membrane. The transcript has a single exon. Bases 1 to 1011 code for a protein of 336 amino acids. Lineage: Eukaryota; Metazoa; Chordata; Aves; Passeriformes; Acanthisittidae. Gene Ontology annotation, molecular function: chemokine receptor activity.